UCUACAAUAUCUCAACCUUGAUUCCACAAGUAUUGAGUUCUUCCCACAAACAGAGAAACCAAUGCAUGAGCCACUAGAAAUCAUCAUGCAAAAUGAUCGAAUUAAGGAUCUUCCAAGUUCCAUUAGUAAUCUAAUGGGACUUAGAAAAUUAUACAUACGAUUCAAAGGGCUUGUUCCUGGAGGCUUACCAAAGGAUCUAUUCAUGUUGCCAGAGAUGGUAUCUUUGUCUAUUUUCGAUUCUCCUAAUGUCGGAGAAUCAUUCAAAAGAUUCCUAAUAGAUAAACCAGGAUGCUAUUCAUAUUCUCCUUUGAGAUUGUUGAAUUGUAGUGCUUGUGGUUUAACCGAUGAAGAUCUUCACGCUAUUCUAUGUUGUUCUCGCAACUUGGAAGAGUUAUAUGUACCUUGGAAUGAAUUUGUGUGCCUCCCAACCAUCAUUAAGGAAUCUUCUAAAUUGAGAUAUCUUUGUGUAACUAAGUGCAAGAAGCUUUCGGAAAUACCAGAAUUGCCAUCAAGUAUAAAAAAUGUAGAAGCAAAAGAUUGCCCGAUCUUGUCUUCAAAAGCAUCUGAGUUGUUAUGGUCUCAGGCUUUAAAGGAAGUAUACAGGCUAGAAAUCAUAAUGCCAAAAAUAACAAUGAUUCCAAUUUGGUUUGACCACUGUAAUGAAGGGGGAGUUGUGUCAUUUUGGGCUCGUCAAAAGUUUCCUGUUCUUGCUGUAGCGUUUAUCUUGAAGGAGAAAGCAUCCAUGGGCUCCGCAAAUUUGUACAUUAAUGGUUGCAACGCUCGUCAGUUUAUUAGUAAUAAUUAUUAUUGCCCUUACGUUAAUGCAGAGCAUGUGUUGCUAUUUGACCUACGCAGUUUGUUUAAGGAUGAUGAGGAGUGGAGAAUCCUCGAUACCUUUCUAAUCUAUGAAUGGAACUAUGUGGAGGUUAAAUAUGAAUGUGACAAUUUGCUUUUAAAUGAUGUGGUUGGAAUGUCUAAUGUAAGUCACUGUGGAGCUUAUGUGUACAAGGGACAAUCAAACAUGGAGGAUAUUCAAUUUCAGUGUCCUUAUUCAACAAUGUAGGGAACAAUAAGAUCAGUAAUCCCCAGAUGAUGAAGCCUUUGGUGAGGACAUGAGCUGAGGAGACCAUAAUUGCCAUAGAUUUGAGAUUCAUUUAAAGUUUUGCUGAUGGCUAGUUGAUUUC
Arachis duranensis is the source of this 1184-nucleotide messenger RNA. RefSeq lists its product as uncharacterized. The record is from RefSeq and is a predicted model, not a curated record. Lineage: Eukaryota; Viridiplantae; Streptophyta; Magnoliopsida; Fabales; Fabaceae. The transcript has 2 exons. Bases 62 to 1063 code for a protein of 333 amino acids.